UUGUAAAGUUGGAAAUUCUUUAGAAUAAACUAUAUCCAUAAUAUUAAGUGAUGAAAAUGGAUGAAAAUCCUCCGCAAAUCAAAGUUGGUGAUUAUAUUAUAAUUCAGAGACAAAAAUAUAUUAAAUUGCAUAAAUUUAGCAGCCUUGAGUCAACAGCAGCGCUGGCCAAUGAGCAACUUGAACUUCGCAAUAUUGAAGGGAAACUUUACUAUUCCACAUUCAAAAUGAUAGUGCAAGAUAAAAAAGGAGGACAUGGAGGAAAAAAACGCUUGAAUAGCUUGGAAUUGUGUACAGAAAAUGAAAUGCGGAAUAUUCGUGAAAUAUUAAAUAUACAGGAAUGUGGGGAAGAUAAUCGCAAUAUAACAGCCAGUGGAAAUGCACAAAAUUUGAAAUCAGAUGAUAUUUAUAAACUAAAAGAUGAAUGCUCUGGUUCUGCCGAAAUAUUAGAAAAAAUUGUUGAGAACUCCAAAUCAUUCGCUUCAAAAACAGAAUAUUCGCAAGAAAAAUAUUUGAAAAAAAAAGAAAAAAAAUAUUUUGAAUUUGUACAAAUUCGGCAACCAACUAUUCGGCUUCUAGCUGAAAUAUUUUACCGAUUAGAUCCAGACAAGGUAAUGGGAAUUCGAAUGGACACCCUUUCUCAAAUUAUUUCCUAUUCUGGAAUAUGUGGGUUUGGAAAAUUUUUGUUAUAUGAAUCAGGAACCAAUGGAUUGUUGCCAGCAGCUUUCCUAAAUUCAAUGGGCGUCGGAACCGAAGCUCAACUCGUACAUAUGCAUCCUGGCAAUAUAUGCCAGAAACAGGGAAUUUUGGCAAUGAAUUUCCCCACUGAGCUUUUAGAUAGGUGCAUUUCAGUUAACAUAUAUUCAGUAUUACGAGAAUAUUUCCAAAAUGCCUCUAAUUCAAAUAGUUCUGAUGAAUCGAAUCAAAUAUCUGAACCACCGUUUAAGAAACAAAAAAUGGAAAAAGAAAAUACUGAAAAUGGUGUAACUAAAAAAAGCUUAGAUGUUUUAAUAGAAGAAAAAACUGAGCCUCAAAAAGUUCCACAAUGGCAUAUAGCUAAUCAAAAUGCGUGUGAACUUAUAAAAGAGAAAUUUGAUUCUUUAAUAAUAGCAUCAAAGGAGCACCCCUCAAAUAUAUUGAAAACUUUGCUUCCGUUUUUGAAACCUUCAAGACCUGUUGUAAUAUUCAAUCUUUCUAAAGAAAUUUUAGCAGAAUUGUAUGUUGAGUUGAAAACUCAUUCUAAAGUAACUGAUCUACAUUUGACUUCUACUUGGCUCAGAUAUUUGCAAAUAUUACCCAACAGAACACAUCCUGAAGUUAAUAUGAAUGCGAAUAGUGGUUAUCUUUUACAUGGCUAUACUGUAAAUACUGAUUCAUAGCUGAUAUUAAAUUAAAACAGAAUUUUAUAAAUAAAUGAAUUAAAA
Condylostylus longicornis is the source of this 1421-nucleotide messenger RNA. RefSeq names its product tRNA (adenine(58)-N(1))-methyltransferase non-catalytic subunit TRM6 (gene Trmt6). The coding region runs from base 51 to 1376 and encodes 441 amino acids. Lineage: Eukaryota; Metazoa; Arthropoda; Insecta; Diptera; Dolichopodidae. Gene Ontology annotation, cellular component: tRNA (m1A) methyltransferase complex; nucleus. The transcript has 2 exons. Gene Ontology annotation, biological process: tRNA methylation. The record is from RefSeq and is a predicted model, not a curated record.